UAUCAUUGAGGAAGCUUUUUUAUUCAAGUUUUAUGUGAAUCGCUAGCACAACCCUCGAAGAUUCCACAGCACGAAUGGCGAGUGGCUGCAAGUUUCAAAAAUGGCCGGAACUCCCAGCAGAACUGAAGAUAGCAGUUUUGAAACGUCUCUCAUUCUCUUCACUGAUGCGCUUUAUGCUUUCAAGCAAGGAGAGCUACAAUCUCGUUUCACAAGCGAAGUUCAAAGUUGAUUUGAUACGGUACCAGUAUCGAGCCGCAGGAGCAAGCAUGAGUGACAUGUUUAUUGGAUCGAGGAUAAUCGAUGGUGCCAGCAUCAAUUUCGAAGUUGAGCCGACUUACGGAGAAGAGUAUGAAGUCAAAAUUCGCCACCGGAUCGACGGAGGGAGCGUGGUUCUUCGUUGGGGAGAAAUAUUGAAUUGUUAUGAAGAGGAUUUCCAGUCUGUUGCCAUGCAGCUACUCUUUCGUUACAUGAAACUCUUUGAUGUUGAAGAGUUAAAGAUUGAACAACCCUUCGAGGUGUCAGAAACUGCCCGUGCUCUAUAUGUACACCUGGGUUCGACAUUGCGGGCAAAAGAUAUCACAAUAGACACAUGGGAUAUAUCUUUUCUUCGCCUAAUUAUUCCUUUUCUACCAAGCCAUUUAUCGUGGCUCACUAUCAAGGUCUCUAAUCAUAACCUACCAGUAAUAAGUAGUAAUGUAUUUGAGCACGAAGUGAUCCGUACUGCCCGAACGCUAAAAGUCGAGAGCAUAAAUGCGGAUCUUUUCGACAAACAAUUAUGCGAUCUGCAAGCAUCUGAUCUGGAUAUUAAUUCAUCCCACAUCACGUCACGUUCUGUCAAUCGACUAAUACAUCAAUGGUUGCAAGGACAGCGAGAAAUCGAGUUUUUUUAUGUUGUCUCCGAUCAACCCUUGGCUUGGGAUGAACUGCUUAUGGGGAUUGAUCCGAAAUGCAUCAAGCAUGUCGAUGAUGCGUCUGAAUUCUAUUGCGAGUUGCACACUAAAUAUGGGAAGCUUGCCAUCUCUAUACAUGGCAGCGCAGACAUCAGCGAUUCGUCAACACCCGCUAUACCUCCAUCGUCAGUCGCACAAAUGUCAAGCUGUUGUGAAUUUCAUGUGUGGGGCGAUCUGCCAGCAGAAUUGAAAGUAGAAACUCUGCGAUACCUACCAUUGACCAGUCUGAUGCAAUUUAUGAUGCUGAGCAAAGAGUCGUUUUUAUUGGUCAAGAAGGUAAAAAUCAAAGUGGAAAACAUUCGAAUUGCUGGAAAAACGAUUCGGAUUACAAGGGCACAUCAGGUCCCUCUUGAUAACAGCAUGAGGUUGAGGAUCAUGUGUAAAGUGUCUGGAUCAAGUGAGGUGUGUGAACUCAAAUUUGCCCCAGAUGAUAUGGGAGGUUGUUUUGUACAAAGAAGUGGAGUGCGCGACUUGCAUUAUGAUCAGGAUUAUGAAUCCACGGCUUUACAAACUCUGUUCCACUUCUCGCGAUUUCUAGAUGUGCGCACUUUGGAGAUUGUGCAGCGUAUUCUGACGCCGGGUAUCGCGCAUGCAUUGGACAAGCUCUCAACUUCAACCUUACUAGCACAACGCUUUAGACUAGUCACCUGUGAUAGUUCGAUUAUUUCCAAGCUACUUCCAUGUCUACCGCUCCACACAUCAAGUAUUGUGUUGACUAAUGCAUCUCCCGACACGGAUUUUUUUGAUCAUGAAGUGAUUCGAACCGUGCAGGAACUUCACGUUUACAGUGAAUCAGAACUUUUCGACGAACAGCUGCGUAGAUUGCAAGCAACUUCAUUGAAUCUCUAUUCUUCUCACAUUACCUCGAGCUCCAUCAACGCAUUAAUCACGCAAUGGCUGAAAGGAGAGCGUGUGAUAGCCUGUAUGAGUUUUUGCAUCGAUCGGGUUUUACAGUGGGAUGACUUGCUCAAAGGUGUUGAUCCAGCAAUCAUUGAGGAUGUACAUGGAGAAGCUCACAUAUCUCGGAAACUACUUCACAGUAGACAUGGAAAUCUUCUCGUGGCCAAUCUUGUAAAAUACUGUGAAUUGAAAUACUGCUCUUAAUGCUCAUGUGCUAUGAGUUUAUCAUUUUACCAGUGCGUCACCUCUGCUUCGCAGAGGUUCGCACUGGUCCUACUCUAUACGUCUACUUAUUCUCGCCUAAUAAUGGCUUUGAAACUCACCGCACAAUGCCGACUAUCGCGAAUAAAAUGUAUACAAC
Cylicocyclus nassatus is the source of this 2211-nucleotide messenger RNA. Lineage: Eukaryota; Metazoa; Nematoda; Chromadorea; Rhabditida; Strongylidae. The record is from the annotation of a GenBank genome assembly.